CAGGAAACAGUGGAGGCGCGCUCCCGCGGUGCGCUGCUAAACAUGGCUGCUCUCAGUAAGUCCAUACCGCACAGCUGCUAUGAGAUAGGACACACAUGGAGUUCCUCAUGUACGACCUCCACCCUGCAGGUGACAGCCGGCGCUCUGGAAGUCUCCUUCAAGAUAUAUGCUCCUCUGUAUCUGAUUGCAGCAAUUUUAAGAAGAAGGAAAAAGGAUUAUUACAAGAAAAGGCUGCUUCCCGAGAUCCUGCAAUCUACAUCUUUCCUGACCGCAAAUGGAGGCCUCUACAUUGCAUUUUUCUGCAUUCUCCGGAAGCUGUUGGGACGUUUCUACUCCUGGUCAGCCGGCUUUGGGGCAGCACUGCCGGCCUCAUACAUCGCCAUACUAAUAGAGCGGAAAAGCAGGAGAGGACUCCUAACAAUUUACAUGGCGAACCUGGCAACAGAGACGAUUUUCCGGAUGGCUGUCACAAGGGGUCUUGUUAAGCCUAUGAAACAUGGAGAGGUUCUUCUCUUCUGCCUGACCACAUCUCUCUACAUGAUUUUCUUCAGAUGUAAAGACGGACUGAAUGGCUUUGCAUUCUCUGCCUUAAAAUUUAUAGUUGGCAAGGAGGAGAUCCCGUCACACUCUUGUCUGGCUGAGCAUGUGUACGGACAGGGUUCGGAGAGAGACGUACAGCCACCGGAUGAGAGACUAGAGCACACGCCUGCCUCCAGGGGGAGCUGCAUCAGAGCAUUUACACGCAAACUCCUAGACUCUAUAUGCAAACAUGGACCCAGGCAUAGAUGUUGCAAACACUAUCAAGACAACUGCAUCUCCUACUGUGUUAAAGGUUUCAUCCGAAUGUUCAGCGUGGGUUACCUCAUUCAGUGCUGUUUGAAGGUUCCAUCAGCAUUCAGACAGGCCUUUACAAAACCCUCUCGACUGCUCUGGCUGCUCUACAACAAAGAGAACUUCCAGCUAGGAGCUUUCUUGGGAUCUUUUGUCAGUAUAUACAAGGGCACAAGCUGUUUACUGAGAUGGAUGCGUAACCUGGACGACGAGCUCCAUGCACUCAUAGCAGGUUUUCUUGCUGGCACCUCAAUGUUCUUUUACAAGAGCACCACCAUCUCCAUGUACCUCUUCUCCAAACUAGUGGAGACAUUGUAUUUCAAAGGGAUCGAGGCAGGCAAGUUUCCGUACUUCCCUGAGGCCGACACAGUAAUCUAUGCCAUCUCCACUGCCAUCUGUUUUCAAGCGGCGGUUAUGGAAGUGCAAAAUCUGAGACCAUCAUACUGGAAGUUUCUACUGCGGUUGACGAAGGGCAGGUUUGCCCUAAUGAACAGAAAAGUGCUCGAUGUUUUUGGGACAGAGGCUUCCAAACACUUCGGUGACUUCACGCCUAAACUUGACCCCAGAUACGUGCUGUGUCCCAUUGACAUGGACGUGUAGCUGGGCUGACAGGCCCGUGGGUAUCUGCGAGAUGUUUUCCCAUAGACCAACAAUGACACGAAGGCACGGAAAGCUCUUGCACACGAUCUCUCUCUCUUACAUUCUCUUGCCCUGGCGCUCUAUGUCAUUAAAUGUGAAGUGAAAGUGUGAAGCCAGUUAUAUGUUUACGUUGAUGUGGAUCUGAAACAUUUUGCAAUGUAAUUACCGCUGGCAAGAUGUGACCUCUGUGUUUCAUAGUCUGCAGCAUUAACUAAUCGGCUUUGAGACUAUAAAAUGCGUUUGUAAUUUUUCUGUUUUUAAAUCCAGGUAGGAAAGUACAGAGACAUUUGUUUACAGCACAGUUGGCCACCUCAGAAGGUGAUGAUGGAUUAUUUUUGGUCAUUGUCAUUUCAAAUCCUACCAAAAACGAUCAAAUCAGUAAUUAACUGUCUGCCAUAGUCAGGAUAUGCGGGUUAAGCCAUGUAAAAAGACCUUGUUGACAUCAGGGUUGUGUAUGAUCUCUUCUGUCUUUAGUGUACAAAUAGGAAUAUAUUGAGACCUUCUCAAGUACAGGUUUUAUGGAAAGUUAUUAGUACAGAACUUAACAUUUAUUACCCACCUGUUAUUGCAGAUUUAAUAGUCACGGAUAUUGUUUCAGGAGAGAAAAGCAGAUUAAAACUCAUCCUAAUAGACUUUCACCUUAACUUUCAGUAGCAGAGCUUUUUUUUAAAUUAGCAAUAACAUUAUAGAGUAAAAUCUGACAAUAUAAUCGAAGUAUUGCUGUGUAUUUGAAAUGUAAUUUAUGUAAAAAGAAAGCCUUAUGUCUUCGAUGUUUGUA
Messenger RNA from Sinocyclocheilus rhinocerous, 2248 nucleotides. Its product is annotated as transmembrane protein 135-like. The transcript has 15 exons. Bases 43 to 1431 code for a protein of 462 amino acids. The record is from RefSeq and is a predicted model, not a curated record. NCBI's taxonomy places the organism in Eukaryota, Metazoa, Chordata, Actinopteri, Cypriniformes, Cyprinidae.